AUGAAAGCCUCUAAUAGAUUGAUUUAUUUGAAAUCUAUUGUUAGUUUGGCAAACAAACAAGCAAACUACCGAGUGGCUGCUUGCGAGUUCUCAAAGCAAGCUUGCAGCUUCCGACGUCUGCAACAAUCCGCCACAAUGGCUUUGGCUUCCAGGGCUUCCCUUCUUGUAGGGCUCAUGAUUGUUGCAGUGAUUGCACCCGUGGCGAUAGCCCAGCUCGGGAACAUCAUCGUCAGUGGCACUGUGCCAUGCAGCACAAGCACCACCACUGUUACAGCAGCAACACCAGUGUUUCCAAAUGCCACUGUGCUGCUACAGUGUGGGAGCAACGUCAUAUCCAGCGCAAUCACGAACAGCAACGGAGUGUUUACUAUGCUGGUGAAUCCAGUGGACUCAUUGCUCACGCUGUUGAAUAGCUGCAAGCUGGUCAUCCCCACUCCUCUCUCCACCUGCAACACGUCGCUCCCGUCUACUGGGAUCCUGCAGUCCUCCUUGCAGCUACUCUCAGGUGGACUCCUCGGAGGAAUUCUCGGCGGCAUCUUGAAUUUGGUCCCCACUCUUUUCACCUUGGUUGGGAAUCUCGGCUAAGAAGAUGAUGACCACUGGAGCCAUAUACCGAAGAUAUAUAU
Messenger RNA from Musa acuminata subsp. malaccensis (wild Malaysian banana), 626 nucleotides. Lineage: Eukaryota; Viridiplantae; Streptophyta; Magnoliopsida; Zingiberales; Musaceae. The record is from RefSeq and is a predicted model, not a curated record.